AUGCGCUGCAGUGUGGGGCACCGUCCCCUCUCAGGUGAUUCAGGUCCCCGUGAUGCUGCAGGCUCCAGGUACCAAUUAACACUUACUAAUACUCCUGAACGCCACCACGACCUCUCUGCUCUGCUCUCCAGCCCGUUCCGGUCCCUGCGAGCCCCACGGAGCCCCACGGCAGCCAGGUGUAAGCAGGUCCCCACGCCCCAGCACAUCUCUGGGGCGAUGCUUCUCCCCAGCCGCUCCCACAGGGCUCCUCAGUGCAGCCAGACCGACCCGACCGGCCGGGCAGGAGCGGGCUUUGUGCUGCGAACGCAGCUCCGUGUUUCGGGUGCUGCUGUCACCAUGGAAGGGGAGCCAGGAGGGAGUUGGAGGUCACUUGCUGCCAGCCUGGUGCUAGUAGAGUUCACUCCUCCUACCCCCUCGAAAUUCAUGGACCCGAGACUGCAAAUGACUUCUGGAAGUGCAAUUCGUUGCCCUUCUCCUCAGUCUGAGUCAGGAACGGUCCCUCCGGCAGUGGCGGGGGGUGACAAGGGGCAGGACAGGCCUGGCUGUGCCUCUGUGUGCUGGGGGCGGGCGCAGCGGGGCCCCCGCCGCUACCCCGGCAGCGCCAGUGCCACCGUCCCCGGGGGCGCGGUGCCUUUCCAAGGGGUCGUUCCCCGCCGCGGAGCUGUAGCACAUCCCGGGCUGCUGAGCGCCGACCCGCCGGUGUCCCCCGCCCCGGGACCAGCCCGGCCCUGCCCCGCCGCCCCCCCGCGCCGCCGGCGCUCGCACUCCGCAGGCGCGGCCGGGCCGGGCCGCCCCGCCGGGGCGCGGGGGGGGCGGGACGGCGGCGGCCCGUGGGGCGACACAGCGGCGGCAGCGCUGGGACCGCGGCGGCCGCCGGGCUCGCCGGCAGACCGACGGACGGACGGACGGACGCAGCGCCGCACGGGGAGGCGGCGGGGCAUGGGGAAGCGCGGCCGGCCGCGGAGGGAGCCGCGGAGCGCAGGGGCGGCCGGCGGGGCCCGCUGCCCCCUCGGGGACAUCUGCAACACGAGCCCCGCGGCGGGCAUGGACACCUUCCUCUACAACGUGCAGGUGCUGCUGGAGGCCGCCAGCUACCUGGAGCGGAUCGAGAAGGAGAAUAAAAAGUGUGAACACGGCUAUGCCUCGACCUUCCCCUCAGUUCCAAGCCCUGGACUACAAGAGCCAAAGGCCACGCGGAGGCUGAGCCGGGCACGGAAAUACAGCGGCAGCGGCAGCAUUGCCAGUAUGGCCACCAGGUACAGUGUGGGCAGGACAGCACAGGGGCAGGGCUGGCUGGGGGGGUAGAAGCUGCAGAAAGUU
Oenanthe melanoleuca is the source of this 1320-nucleotide messenger RNA. It is a transcript of the gene MXI1, whose product is annotated as MAX interactor 1, dimerization protein. The coding region runs from base 1 to 1305 and encodes 434 amino acids. NCBI's taxonomy places the organism in Eukaryota, Metazoa, Chordata, Aves, Passeriformes, Muscicapidae. The record is from RefSeq and is a predicted model, not a curated record. The transcript has 3 exons.